Molecule: messenger RNA, 1779 nt
Organism: Aureobasidium vineae
Lineage: Eukaryota; Fungi; Ascomycota; Dothideomycetes; Dothideales; Saccotheciaceae
Source: the annotation of a GenBank genome assembly
GUUGGCGCCUUCCUUGGUGCAGCUUCUUUGGCUGCCAGUGCUGCCGUGCCCGUCGCUCAACCUUUCGAACACUUCAAGAUCAAAAGACAAUCUACCAAUACCACCAGCAACAGUGACCUACAAGUUGAUCUCGGCUACGAAGUCUACGAGGGGUACACCAACCAGACUACAAACAUCAACAUCUGGCGCGGCAUUCGUUUCGCUGCCCCUCCGACUGGGUCUCUGCGCUGGCAAGCACCUCAAGUUCCUGCAGAGAACCGUUCACAAACCAUCCAGGCCACUCAAUACGCACCCCAAUGCNCUCAGAGCUCGCUCUCGGGUGGUCAGGGCACACUCUCGACCGAGGACUGUCUUUUCCUCAAUGUUUACGCCCCAGAGAAUGCAACAAAUCUUCCAGUACUUGUCUGGAUUCAUGGUGGAGGCUAUGGACUUGGCAAUGGUCGUCAAGACAUGCAAGCCAUCAUCAACACUAAUAACAACUCGUUUGUCGCUGUGACUAUCCAGUAUCGCCUUGGUGCUUUCGGUUUCUUGUCCUCGGAUGAGGUCGAUCGCUUUGGUUCCGUCAAUGCUGGUAUCCUUGAUCAGACUUUUGCACUCAAGUGGGUUCAAGAAUACAUCUCUUCUUUCGGUGGUGAUCCACGCUCGGUAAGUAUUUCUGGAGAGUCUGCUGGAGGAGGUUCAGUCAUGCUGCAAGCCAUGGCUUAUGGUGGUACUUUGGGCACUUCGUUAUUCAAGAAUGCCAUCGCGGCUUCUCCUUACUUGCCUAUGCAGUAUGGGUACAAGGAUUGGGUGCCUUCGCAGUCUUACUACGCUUUUGCGGGUUUGGCCAACUGCAUGCCUAACACUGCUUAUGGGUCUUCUGCUCGCACCAUCUUUGAGUGUUUGGUCAACCAAGAUACCACAACUCUGCAGUACGCCAGUUUCAAUGUUUCUGCUUCCGGCACUUUCGGUACUUGGGGCUUCUUGCCUGUCACAGAUGAUGUGUUCAUCCAGCAAUUGCCUAGCCAGCAACUCUUGGAGAAGAAGGUGAACGGACAGAACCUUCUCGUCGGCAACAACGCCAAUGAAGGCCCUCUAUUCGUUCCUCAGACCAUCAAUACUGAAGCCGAUCUCGUCGCUUGGUUGGAACUCACCUUCNCCCUCUUCAGCAACGACGACAUCUCAAGAAUCCUCCGCUACNUCUCCAACGCUACAGACUCGCCUUCAGCACUCGACUUUGCAACCCUGGGCAACUCUGGCCCAACAGCCAUCAACGAAUCCUCCGUAGCCACAGGCCAACAACAACGUGCCAACAACAUCUACGCCGAAACCACCUUCGUAUGUCCCUCCUACUGGAUGGCCGAAGCCUACACCGGCGACAAAUCCUCCUUCAAAUACCAAUACUCGGUCCCCGCCGCCCAACACGGCGCCGAUGUCUCCGGCUACUUUGGCCCCGCAGCACCCACCCAAGGCCCUGCUUUCGAAGCCGCCUUCAUGUCCAUCUGGGGCCAAUUCGUCGUAAACUCCAAUCCUUCCAUUCCCUCGAACAUUGCAGGUGCGGGCGGCCAAGCUGCUGUCAAUUUCCCGCGUUUCAAUGUUUGGAACCCCGUGCAGGUUAAUCUUAAUCAGACUGGGGGUCAAGAGCUUUAUGGCAAGAUUGGGGUACAGAAUAUUAAUGCUACUGUUUAUGUGGGGCCGGGGUUGGAGAAUGACUUUGAGGUUGUGGAUGCGUAUGCUUGGGAGGGAGGUAGAGGACAGAGGUGUGAUUUCUGGAGGGCGGUUGCUAAGAUUGUGCCAGAG